AUGGAUCUCCAUACGUUAUCCAGCCUAUUCGCUACGACCUAUAAUCCCGAUCCCAAUGUUCGAAAGGCCGCAGAGCUUGAGAUCCGGAAAGUGGGGGUACAGGAGGGCAUGCUCACUGCGCUUCUCCAGAUAAUCGCCGAGGAAAACGUUGAGCUUGCGACGCGUCAAGCGUGCUCAGUAUAUCUCAAGAAUCGCGUCUACACAUCCUACACCGUCGAUCCCGCCGUCACCCGCCCACGUCCCGAUCAAACGCCGAUCCAUCCAUCCGACAAGGAUGCACUGAAAGCAAGCAUUUUACGCUUGCUUGCUGCAUCUCCUUCCCGGAGUGUGACCGUACAACUCGCUGAUACGUUUAAGAAUGCCGUGGCACGCGAUUUCCCAGACAACUGGCCUGGCCUCUUGGAUCAGGUCAAGGCCCUUCUCAUCAGCAGUAACAUUCAGGAUGUCGCGGCCGGAUGCAUAGCAUCUCUGGAGGUCGUACGAGCAUUCCGAUUCCGACAGGAUAGCAAGAUUCUUCCUGAUAUCGUGGCCAACCUGUUUCCCACGUUGGUCUCUAUCGCUAAUCAGAUGCUCAAUUCGCCGCCUCCUGGUGUCGAGAAGGAGAUUCCCUUCAUGUUGCAUCUGAUUCUGAAGACUUAUAAGACCAGCACUAUGGUACAGCUUACCGCGCAUCAGCAAAGCGCAGAAAGCCUCGUGCCAUGGGGAAGAUUACUCUUCCAGGUCGUCAACUUGCAGAUUCCGAAGGACGCCGUCCCGGAGGAUGAGGAGGAGCGAGAAAAGAGUGAAUGGUGGAAGGCCAAGAAGUGGGCGUAUGGAAUUCUUGGUCGCCUUUUCCACCGUUAUGGUAACCCAUCUCAAUUGCCGACGGUCAUGCGCAAGGAUUACGGUGCCUUUGCCGAGCAUUUCAUCACUGUAUUUGCCCCCGAAAUAUUCAAGGUUUACCUCCAUCAGGUAGAGCUCUACGUAGCUGGACAGGCAUGGUUAUCGAGCAAGUGCCAGUACCAAAUUUUCUCGUUCUUCACCGAAUGCGUCAAGCCCAAGUCAACAUGGGUUCUUCUUAAGCCCCACUUUGAAACUCUAGUCUCUUCCUUCGUCUUCCCUCUGCUGUGCUUCAACUCAAGCAAACAGGAACUGUGGGACACAGAUCCUGUGGACUACAUCCGGGUUUCGGUCGACGAGUAUGAGACCUACACCACCCCGGUUUCGGCUGCAACGACCUUCUUGUUCGCGCUCGCGUCCAGCCGCACUAAGGCAACCUUCGAAAGCAUCCUGACGUUCAUAUAUUCCGUUCUGCGAUCAAAUCCGGCGAGCCCGCAAAGAUUUGGUGCAUUGAACAUGGUGGCCGCGUUGGGGCCGUUCAUUAUGUCGCACCCCGAAGUGAAGACCAAUAUGGAGUCAUUUAUGCUGCAACAUGUUCUUCCAGAGUUCUCGAGCAGCGACGGAUACAUGAGGGCAAUUGCAUGUGAAGUGCUUGGAACCGUAGAGAAGUCCAGGAUGGACUGGGCCAACGAACAGAAUAUCUCCUCCCAUCUGAAAGCGGUGGCGACCGCUCUCGACGACCCUGAACUUCCAGUCAAAGUGCAGGCUGCACUCGCUCUGACAGAAAUGGUGAAGAGGCACGAAAAGGUUCGGGAGGCCGUCUCACCUCAGGUUGGCAAGGUUAUACAGGACCUCCUCAAAAUGGCCGACGAGACAGACCUGGACAUUCUGAACAGCUGCAUGGAGACGAUGGUUGAUUACUUUCAGGAUGAGCUCGUUCCCGUGGCUGCACAGCUUGCAGCACGCCUUUGCGAUUCCUACCUGCGCCUCGUGCGUGAAGCUAUGGCCUCGGAUGAAGCAGGUGGUCAGAACGUGGAUCUUGACAACAUAAUGGAGAGCGACACAGAUGACGAUAAGACUUACGCAGCGAUGGGCGUCGCGAAGACCAUCGGGACUGUUAUCAGCUCUAUUGAUUCUUCUCCAGAGAUCCUCGCGCAAGUGCAGGAGGCCGUCAUACCCAUUGUCGUUUUUACGCUCGAGAACAAGUUCCUCGACCUCUUCGACAAUGUGUACGAUCUCGUCGAUGCUCUCACUUUCAAGCUCCAUUCCAUUGCGCCGGCCAUGUGGCAAGUUUUCGAGCUCACGUACAAGUUGUUCAAGUCGGAUGCCAUCGAUUUCUUGGAUGAGAUGCUGCCCGCUCUGGACAACUUCAUAUCGUACGGCCCGGAGGUCUUCAAGGCUCGUUCUGACUAUAAGGAUAUGGCCCUUGAUAUCUACGUGACUGCCAUGGCUAGCGAGCAGCUUGGAGAGAACGACCGUGUGAACGGCUGCAAAUUGGCUGAAUCCAUGCUCCUCAACUUGCGCGGAUACGUAGACGAGGCGUUUCCCAAGAUCGUAGCGACAGCUUUGGACCACAUGGAUAGUGCUGAGACCAAUGCGUUUCGACUCGCCAACCUCGAGGUCUUGAUCAAUGCCGUGCUCUACAACCCAUCGGCUGCAUUGCAUCUCAUGGAAUCGCAUAGCGUAGGCGCGUCUCGGGUGUUCUUCGACAAAUGGUUCGCGAUUAUCAAGGACAGCAGCAAGCUUCCUCGCGUCCACGACAAGAAGUUGAGCAUUGCCGCUCUGUGCGCCCUAAUGGAAGUGGAAGCCUCUGCAAUUCCACGACCACUGCAAGCUGGAUGGGCUGGCAUCGUCGCCGGCGCUUUGAAAAUCUUCCAAGAUCUCCCAAAAGCGAUCGCGGCGCGGAAGGCACUCGAGGAAGCCUUCGGUGAUGAUGACGACGACGAUGACGACGAUGGCAGGGUUUUGAACCUGAACGAGGACGAUGAGGAUGUCUUGGAUGAGGACACGGCGUAUCUGGAGAUGCUGGCCCAAGAGAGCGCUCGCCUACGAGAGCGGAGCGAUAAACUGGAUGAUGACGCAGAAGAAUCCGUAUCGUCGGAGGAAUCUGAUAUAGAGGAAGAACUGGGCUACUUAAGCCCGUUGGAUCAGAUCGACCCAUACAUCGUCUUCCAGCAAGCAUUGACAACCAUGCAAAACAAAAAUCCUGCGAUGUAUCAGGCCUGUACCACCUCUUUGUCUAUCGAUCAACAGACUCUGUUGAUGGAGGUUGUAGCCAUUGCACAAAGCAACGCCGCGCAGACACAUGCGAGCUCGUAAAGAGAUCCAGUCCACCGGGCCACCUAAAUACCUUGAUUCAUUGUUUUGCAUUGUCGUUUUGUUGGAAUUUCACGCAUCUCAUGUCUUACUGGAAG
Messenger RNA from Punctularia strigosozonata HHB-11173 SS5, 3233 nucleotides. RefSeq names its product ARM repeat-containing protein. Gene Ontology annotation, cellular component: cytosol; nuclear envelope. Gene Ontology annotation, biological process: protein import into nucleus. Gene Ontology annotation, molecular function: small GTPase binding. Bases 1 to 3138 code for a protein of 1045 amino acids. Lineage: Eukaryota; Fungi; Basidiomycota; Agaricomycetes; Corticiales; Punctulariaceae. The record is from RefSeq and is a predicted model, not a curated record. The transcript has 21 exons.